Trichoderma harzianum CBS 226.95 is the source of this 1797-nucleotide messenger RNA. RefSeq lists its product as hypothetical. Gene Ontology annotation, molecular function: aldehyde dehydrogenase (NAD+) activity. The transcript is spliced from 4 exons. The coding region runs from base 177 to 1613 and encodes 478 amino acids. The record is from RefSeq and is a predicted model, not a curated record. Lineage: Eukaryota; Fungi; Ascomycota; Sordariomycetes; Hypocreales; Hypocreaceae.
GAAUCAUUAGCCAUGUCCAACCUGCGGCCUUUCGAAGAGCGGUCCUGUCGAGACGAACACUUCAAUUACGCUUUUCCUUUGCUGAUUUGGAGGUUGCAACACAUCAGCAGAGACCACGGAAGAUCCUUACAUUAUAUACUAUUCUAGCAUCUGCGUGACAGCACUUGCAAGCGACAAUGGUUUCCACUUCUAUUGAAACGCGGCUGUUCAUAAACGGCAAGUUCCGGCCGUCCUCUAACAAUGAGACGUUUGAUCUUCUUUCUGCAAAAUCUGGUUCAUUACUAGCAAAAGUAUAUGAAGCGACCAAGGAAGAUGUAGACGACGCUGUAGCGGCAGCCAAAGCCGCCUUCCCAGCGUGGGCCAGUCUUUCACCGUACGAAAGAGGCAGAUAUCUCGUGCGGCUCGCCGACCUCAUCGUCGAAGCUAAUGCAGAUCUAGCGCAUCUUGAGGCUGAGUCCAUGGGUAGACCUGUGUCAACGUACUUUGAUGCCACCGUUGGUGCCAAGUAUUUCCGCUACUUCUCUGAGGCAGCAUAUCCUCAAGGAGGUUCAAGCUUGAAUACUCCGGGGUUUGUGAACAUUACUUUGAAGCAGCCGGUAGGCGUUGUUGCAGCGAUUAUUCCUUGGAAUGCACCUCUCGUCUUCUUUUGUAAAAAGCUGGCACCAGCAUUAGCCGCUGGCAAUGCUGUCGUUCUCAAGAGUAGUGAGAAAGCGCCGUUGACUUCUCUGUACGUCGCUAUGCUCGCUCAAAAAGCCGGCUUCCCCCCUGGCGUCCUCAACGUUCUCUCUGGCCAUGGCCCCGUCUCGGGCGCAGCGCUCGCUUCGCAUAUGGACGUCCGGGCCUUGACAUUCACUGGCUCCAACCGCACGGGAAAAUUAAUCGCCAAGAUGGCCGCCGAUUCCAACAUGAAGAACUUGAUCUUUGAACUCGGGGGCAAGUCACCCGCCAUCAUUUUUGACGACGCCGAUAUUGAUGCCGCGGUACGAGAGACUCAGUUCAGCAUCCAGCUCAUCAGCGGACAGACUUGCAUGGCAAAUUCGCGCAUCUAUGUGCAGCGCUCUAUCGCUGAAUCGUUCGUCGAGAAGUUUAAGGCUGCAUUUACGUCUGCUCGACUGGGUGAUCCGACCGACCCUCAGGUCAACCACGGGCCACAGGCGGAUAAGAUUCAGCACGCGACAGUACUGCGGUAUAUCGAGCUGGGAAAGAAGACGGGCAAGUUGAUAACCGACGAGCAGUCUGCUUCGGGCUUAUACAUCAACCCCACGAUAUUCAGAGACGUCCCUGAGGAUGCCCAGAUCAUGAAGGAGGAGAUCUUUGGGCCAGUGGUGAUCAUAAACACAUUCGACACAGAAGCAGAAGCAGUGGCAAACGCGAACAAUACCGAGCACGGUCUGUACGCAUCGGUGUAUACAAAAGAUCUGGAUCGAGCGAUGAGGGUUGCCUCGAGGCUGGAGGCGGGAACAGUAGGGGUUAACUGCACAAGUCCGACGAAGGGAGACGACAUGCCAUUUGGUGGGCAAAAGGGGAGUGGAGUGCAAAGGGAGAGUUAUAUCCAUAGUAUUGAGACAUUUAUGGAGACGAAGUCAGUUUUGAUCAAGGUAGCAGGGCUUUGAUGGGAAGAAAUAUUAAACAUCCAAUCUGAUCGGGGAAACUAUAGGGUAAUGCUCUUAGAGGUAGGGAAUUAGGUAGGGUUAGGGAGUGAGAAAUAUUGAUCUAUCUACCUCUCUAUUAACCACCACCUACCUGGAUAAUUUAUGAACCCGAAUACUGAGAAAUAUAUAAAUAAGCACUGCCAUA